This is a messenger RNA of Colias croceus (clouded yellow), 1348 nucleotides long. RefSeq names its product sorting nexin-4-like. The record is from RefSeq and is a predicted model, not a curated record. The transcript has 10 exons. Gene Ontology annotation, biological process: protein transport. Bases 1 to 1260 code for a protein of 419 amino acids. NCBI's taxonomy places the organism in Eukaryota, Metazoa, Arthropoda, Insecta, Lepidoptera, Pieridae. Gene Ontology annotation, molecular function: phosphatidylinositol binding.
AUGUCGGCAGAUAAUUCGCCGAUCAAACUAAAGAAAUCGCAGAAUGAAAUCCAGACUGUAGAUACUUUUGAAAACCAAGAUACAUUAAUUAAGCAUGUUGAUAUAUCAAUAGUCGAAUCAGAGAAACGGGCUAACGGAACACUGCAUGUACGAGAUCAUUAUACUGUGUACUUAAUUGAUGUAAAAGUAACAGACCCAGAAUAUAAACUAGUGCAAUCCAAAAUAAGUAUGAUAUGGCGCCGAUACACAGAGUUUGAACAGAUUCAUGACUAUUUACAAGUUACAUAUCCACAUGUAGUUAUUCCGCCAUUGCCUGAAAAAAGAAUUCUAUAUGCAUGGAGGAAAUGUGACACAACAGACCCUGAAUUCAUAGAGCGUCGUCGAGCUGGUCUCGAAAACUUCCUGCUGCGGGUUGCCUCACACCCUCGGCUAUGUUUUGAUGAUCAGUUCAUCAAUUUCCUGCAACAGGAGCAUGGAUGGAGAGAAACUAUUACUGACAGUGGAUAUAUUCUGCAAGCUGAAAACAAAAUAAAGUCAUUGUCAGUAUCGAUAAGACUCAAAAAACCAGAUCCAGAAAUUGAUAGCGUUAAAAACUAUGGGAAACAACUAGAGGCUAAUUUAGGAAAUUUUCUUUAUACUAGAUCUAAAAUAAUAGAAAAGAAUUAUGCUCUAUGCAAACUUCAUGCUAACUACGGCAAGCUAUUCAGUGAAUGGAGUGUCAUAGAGAAAGAAAUGGGUGAUGGCCUACAAAAAGCAGGACAUUAUUUUGAUUCCAUAGCAGAUUCAAUAGAGUCAAUAGCUGAAGAUGAAGAGCAGCUGGCAGAUCAGCUUAAGGAGUAUUUGUUCUUUGCAGCGGCCUUGCAGCAAUUGUGUGCGAACCAUGAAGCAUUACAACGCAAUCUUGAGAAUGCCAAUGAUGCUUUGAACAAUCGGAUAGCGGAACGCACACGUGCGGCGGCCGGCAAGUCCGGGAUAAUGUCGCGGCUGUUCGGUACCACGGAGCCCGACAUCGUGCGCGACCAGAGCACGCGUGCGCUCGACGCCAAGAUCGCGGCCGACAGGCUCGCAAUAGAGCGCGCACGGGUGGAACUAGAGGAGUUCUCAAAGAAAGCAGCUGUUGAAAUUGAAUAUUUCCAGAAACAAAAGGAUAAAGACCUUCAUGAAUCACUUGUCAGUUUUAUCGCUUUGCAAGUGAAAGCAGCUAAAAAGAACCUUCAAGCCUGGACACAAAUCAAGGAAUGCCUUCAAAACAUGCCUUAAAAGAAAAGCAGUCACCAAAAAAUCCUAACAAAUGUUUAAUAUAUUUUAUAUUGUAUAAAGAAAUUAAAUUUUUAUAUUUCACUUUUUA